Molecule: messenger RNA, 551 nt
Organism: Dendroctonus ponderosae (mountain pine beetle)
Lineage: Eukaryota; Metazoa; Arthropoda; Insecta; Coleoptera; Curculionidae
Source: RefSeq, a predicted model, not a curated record
AUUGCCUCAAUUCGGAAAAGAAGUCAAUAGAGCUAAUUUCCCAGACCAAAACUGAUCAAAUCCUGCCAAUUCCUUUCCCUGCGGCAAAACAAUCAGGCCAGACCCGCCCCCCUCAACCAGAAAAAGAAUGCCAGAAAACGCCUGACAAAUCUUCAACCGAAAUCCAGGCCUACCGGACUCUGGACCCUCCAAGCGAGGGCAGCCAGACGAAUCCACCAGCUCAAUGCCUCAAACAUCCGAAGGUUAAAUGCAAGAAAAUUGCUGCUGAAGAGGCCGUUCUGAGCCACGCUGGGGUAAAAACCCCAAUGCCCAGCCGGAUUCCACGAGCCAAAAGCAUGAUUGAGGAAAAAAUGGGCUCCGGAAUUUUCGAUAAGGCCCCAACUGAAGGGGGCGCCGUUAAGUCCCAGUGCGCCAAACGAACCCCUAAGGAAGCCAGCUACAGCAGCCUGAGGCAAAGGAGUAAAACCCCUAAGGGUGAUGGUUCGACAGUGUUGUAAAAUGUCCAUGAAUUUCUUUGAAAUGUAUUUUUCUGGUAAACACCUUUUUAAGUC